Bombus impatiens (common eastern bumble bee) is the source of this 520-nucleotide messenger RNA. RefSeq lists its product as uncharacterized. The coding region runs from base 53 to 331 and encodes 92 amino acids. The record is from RefSeq and is a predicted model, not a curated record. Lineage: Eukaryota; Metazoa; Arthropoda; Insecta; Hymenoptera; Apidae. The transcript has 2 exons.
AGGCUACUUCAACUCGAAUGAAUGGUCUUUCAAAAGAGAUAACAUUGCCGACAUGAUAAACAAGGUGAAAACCUUUGAAGAUGGAAAUCUUGUUAAACUGGACUUGCAGGAUAUGGAUUGGAAGAAAUAUUUAGCAAAUUACUUGGCGGGAAUUAAGAUAUUUGUUCUGAAGGAAGAUUCUCAAUCUAUAAAUACAGCAGCGCAACGGUUAUCGAUAUUCUACUGGAUACGUCAGAUAACUAAAGGAUUCGGUAUAAUCAUUUUAUUUCUGAUAAUAUCGGUAACAAUAUUGCUAUGCACCGACUACUUCAAUGUUAUGUUUCCCGCUUGAAUCAAGAACAACGUAUAUGGAACAUUAUGGAAAAGGGCCUUGGAAUAGGAACAUGUCGCUACAUAUAAAGGGUAUCCGGCAGAGUUAUAUAUUAUAUACUAUAUAGUAUAUAUGUGAUAUGCUCUUCGAAUAAAAACUGUGGAUAAAUGAAGUUAUUUGUCGAUAUUGUGAAUAAUAUAUAUAUAAUGC